Molecule: messenger RNA, 6450 nt
Organism: Frieseomelitta varia
Lineage: Eukaryota; Metazoa; Arthropoda; Insecta; Hymenoptera; Apidae
Product: nucleolar protein 4-like
Exons: 9
Coding region: 1418-3010 (530 amino acids)
Source: RefSeq, a predicted model, not a curated record
GCGUCGCCAGUCGCCAGUUUGCCGUGAGCGCUCGUGAUGUGAGGACGUUCUAUGAUUUCGUCUAGGAGCGUGGCGCUGUUUCAGCACUCGCACUAGCAGUCGGGGGAAGAACGCGUUUAUUUUGCACGCAACCCGCGCUCCCUUGUCCGCGUACAGACAGACAGACAGAGGAACAAGGUUUGUCGAUCGAUUGUCCGAGUGAUAUCGACGAUUAUUUCCAUCCAGGAGGAGGAAAGACCCUGAGAUCGUGGAUCGUCGAGAACUGACUGUGUACUAUACUACUUGGACUACGAUAUUUCGACAAUCGAAAAAACCCGCGGUGUGCGCCGGCACGCCACGUUUACACGAGGAACACGAGCGUCCCUCGCGCGACAAGGAACACCACAGCAUCGUUCUCUCUCUCUCUGUCUCUUUCUCUUACUCGUUCUCGCUUGUGCGUCUCGCAAGGCUUGUCCUUGGCUCAUUCGUGGGCACUCUGUUUGCCACUGUGUGUGACGUUUCCAGAGACUGGAGGCUACUGAUUAACGUGUUCACUCACCAAAGACGAUCUUUGUUGGAACGUUCGCGCGGCGUGGGGGUUAGGUUACCCGUCGUCCCCGUCGGUGUGUCAGUGUCCCCGCGUGAUGCACGAACAUUUCGAUCGACCAGCUGAUCGUGAUUCUGGCAGUGUUGCAUCGGCUCGAUGGACUUUAUAGAGUCAGCUCGUCCGUGGAGUAUCGCGUACGUGAGCGGAAGAUCGAAUCGCAGUUGGACGAGGGGAGACAGUUUCCGCGCGCGGGCACACACACCGCAACGGCCCUUUUUUUCCUCGUUCGCGGCCAUCUACGGCCGACACCUGCGGCAACCGCGGGAAUUUUAUCGCGGCAGUUCGCGUCGCCGCUGCUGCGUGGUGUUGUGUGCGCGAGCUUAAAGUUCGCGGAUUGUGCGCGGGACAAGGACAGUGGCGCGCGUUGUGCGUACGCGUCUAACUAAAACGGUGACGGAGGCGCGGGUGUCAGACAGAGACGCAGCGAAAAGCCGAGAACUCCGAGGAAAAGUUCGCGGGUAAAACGUGCCCAUCGUGACGUGUGCGCGAGGCAUCUCUUCGUUUAUAUUUUUUUUUCUCCCCGUCUCUCUGUGUUAUCGUUUCGCGAUUGAAUCGAGGAUACAAGGACCGAGUUCCGGGAAUCGUACUGGAAAACGGACAGAAAAAGACGUAAGGACAGGUCGAAACGCGCGAAACGGCGUUCCGCGAAACAUCGCAGAUCCGUGUGUUUACAUUUCGGGUGUACCGAGCUCGUCGUUCGCCAUCAAUCACAAGGGUGAACGCUGAUAACGCCGCGCGCGUGACGGAGCAGCCUAACCGCGGAACGGCGGCAAGAAGGAGACACGAGCUGCCACACAAGGGGAAGAAAGACAGGCUCGCCGGGACUGAAUAAUGUCCGCCAAGCGAAAGGCCACUGCCAUCAUGCAGCAUCACAAGGAAAACAUCUCGACCCCGGAGCCAGCCGACAUAUCCGAGGAGGAUCACUACUCGAGCGCGCUCAUGAAAGACGCGGAUAAGCUGAAGCUGAUGCUGCUCGCGUGGAAUUAUAAUCUUCAACAGCAGGCUCAGGCUCAGGCCCAGGCCCAGGCACAGGCACAGGCGGCCAACGCGGCCCUCUCGCCAAAUAACUCCUCGACAACCACGGCCACCACCGUUGGCACACCUGUCACCAGCCAAUCGGCCAUUUCCACGGCAAACAACACCAUUAACAACUCCACACUUACAGAUUCACGAAACGGAUCCUCCGAUUUGGUAGACAUGCCAGCAGGCACUGUUCCUAAUUUGGGCGCGGUGGCUGGAGUCGGCGGCGAGGACAUGGCAUCAUUAUGGGCUUCCUACGCCAUGGGAUUGAAGAAGACACCGCCACCAGCCUCUGCCGCGACGCCCUCGCGAUCCGAUCGCGAUCGCGAGUCCAGCCCCCCUGGCGGGGAAGGAACAGGCAGCGCUCACGACGAAACUAGCAGCAGCGGUAACAAAGACGACGAGGACGACGACGACGAGGACGCUGACGAGAGGUUGGACCCCAGACAUCACGACCCGGAGCGCCAGAAGGCUUUCAACAUGUUCGUCAGGCUGUUCGUCGACGAGAACCUGGACCGUAUCGUGCCGAUCUCCAAGCAACCAAAGGAGAAGAUACAGGCGAUCAUCGACAGUUGCACCAGACAGUUCCCAGAAUUCGCCGAGAGGGCCAGGAAGAGGAUCAGAACGUACCUGAAAAGCUGUCGAAGGAACAAACGUGGCAGGGAAGGCGGUCCCUGGGACGCGGCGAGGCCCACACCGGCACACUUGACCUCCGUGCAGGCCGAGCAGAUUUUGGCAACCGCCUGCGAAAAUGAGAGCGACAACGCGAAACGCAUGAGACUCGGUCUGGAGCCUGUCUCACAGCCGAUGCCAACUCUUCCGGCCGCAACGCAAACGGAUGUUCGAUCGAGUUUGGACCAUUUCUCGAGUACACCGGUGAAAUCACUACCUGGAAAAAGGGAGGACACACCACCGGCAUCGUUGACGUCCCUGGCGCCGCUAACCAGCUUGGCGAACUUGCCCAGCAGCACCCUCUCAUCCACACCCCUGUCUCUCGCCCCCGCAUCGAAGCUGCUCACGCCAGCGGACAACAAGGGCCUCAUGAGCCAGGCGACGAUAGUCAGCUCGUCGACGGUUAACGGUGUUGCCAGCGGUGGUGCACCGACGGCCAUGUACAGACCCAACUUCAGCCAGGCGUUCCAGCGUGCUGGGCCGACCACAGUGCCGCCAACAUUGUCAGCGGGCCUCUACCCCACGCAGAGCUUCACGUCGGGCCUAUUGAGCAACGGUACACAAAGACCGACGGAUCUGAGCAUGAAGAACACGAAGCCGCUACUGAGUCACAAGUUAAACGCGACGGAAAUGACGGCCGUCAGGCAAUUGAUCACCGGAUAUCGAGAAUCAGCGGCAUUCCUGCUGAGGUCCGCCGACGAGCUCGAGCAACUGUUGCUUCAGCAACCAUAGAGCUACGUUUACGUAGCCAGUGGCCAGCAAUUGGGCUCGUAAGUUCCUUUCCAGUUUUCGGUGGGGCCGAGUGUUAAACUCUCUGGCCCGAUCCUCGAAUAUUGGAGACUUCAACGCCCGCAUAUGAACGAUCGCUGGAUCACCAAUGCUCCGCGACAACGUUACCGACCGUCGGUAACGAGUUUCCGUUAUCCACCAGCGGGAAACGCGAAAGAGAGAGCCCGCCCGCCCGGAUGGAGUGAACGAAGUUUCACGAUUCCGACGACACUUACCGCCUCUCCGAAAGUCGUCGAGGACAGUGAACUUCUCGCACAGCAAUCCGACGAAAGUUACCCCGAACGGAAGCUACGAAUUUCCUCGAGUACGUUCGAGUAUCGAACGAAUAGCUUCUUCUGCGGAUUGAUAAACUGCUCGCGAAGAGAAGGAUGACGAACGAGAAACGAAUUUUCGUUCGCGAGCGAAGAGAGUUGGAAGUAGCUGCCGGCAGAUGAAGAACAAGUGGCUCUUCUACCGGCUAAGUUUUAAGGGAACUAUUAAAAGAAGAACAGAAAACAGGGUGUACAUAAGAGAAAAAAAAAAAAAAAAAAAAAAGAAGGAUUACAGAUAUUUACUUAACUAUCGAUAAGCUUAAGCUUAAGGGUGUACGAGGAUACGAUGUGCGUGUUGCGUGCGUGCGUGCGUGAGUGCGUGCAAGAGGCUUUUUCUGACGAAAAGCGGCCCGGCGGGAGAAUCGAUCGAUCGUUGCUCGAUCAGUGUCAGUGUGUUUUUUCCGCUUGCACAUUGCUUGCGGAUCAGACAGAGUUUUCCUGCUAACUUUUCACCGUGGUAUUUUGCUUGCGUCAAACAUCUCGCGAGAAACAUCUCGAUGGAGUCGAUGGAUUGAGGCAGGGUUUAAGGCGAAACGUGAGAUACCUCGUCGUCAGUCGUUCGCAAUGUGUUAACAUACGAAUACAAUAAUGUGAUGAUAAGCGAGAAUAGACAAAAUUAAAUCGAUUUCACGCGACAUGCGACAUGUUUAUGGUGAAGCAAUGAGAAGGACAAUGUUCACUUUGCUAUUCUGAUUCCUCAUCACUUCGCUAUAUUCGUGCUCUUGGGGUGAAACUACAGUGAGCAGACUUAGACUGUGGUCGCAGCUGACGAAAGAAAGUAAAGCAGUUGAAUGCUGAUUCCUGACUGGAUUAAAAUUACCAAAAAUUGAACGGUUAUAUGCGAAUAUAAUAAAUAUUGAACUUUUGAGUAGCGAGUAAGGAAAAUAAAACACAAAUUUGAAAAAUUACUCAAAUUAUUAUACAAUUCAAACGUAUGAAAAUUGUCAAAAAGCAUAGAUUAGAUAGAUUGUAAGAAAAUCUUCUAUACGCGAAUAUAACAAACAUUGAACUUCUGAGCAAUGAGUAAAAAAACACACACACACAAACUUGAAAAAUUACUCAAAUUAUUAUACAAUUCAAACGUAUGAAAAUUGUCAAAAAGCAUAGAUUAGAUAGAUUGUAAGAAAAUCUUCUAUACGCGAAUAUAACAAACAUUGAACUUCUGAGCAAUGAGUAAAAAAACACACACGCACAAACUUGAAAAAUUACUCAAAUUAUAAUACAAUUCAAACGUAUGUAUGAAAAUUGUCAAAAAGUUUCAAGCAUCAUUGCAAGUUUAAAACAGAAGGAAACACGAGACGCGUGAUUUCAAUUGCUUUGAUUUCUCAGUACUCAGCUACGCCAAACAUUUGUCCACUGUGUUUUCAUCCUUAGAGAAAUUUCGGCAAGCUACAUGAAUCAGUCAGCCGCGAUCGCAACGGCCGCUUACCGCGUUCGGAGCUGCCGCUUUUGUUUUCCAUCGAUCGAGGCAACCUGCUGCCUCGAACGUCUGUCGCGUGACUUGUCGAACGUCGCCAUUGUCGUUUACCCGACCGAGAAGCGUUCUACCGAUAUCUUGUUGUGUACAUACACUCGUUUCGACGUAAACGGAAGCGGAGUCACGUUCCACAAUUAGUUGGGAAAUGAAUGAUCAGCUGCCUGGAAAUUAUAGAGGCAUGGCUGACGUACACGUGUAGCAAACGUUGUAUGCUACGUAGAUCGCGGGACAAGCUAGAGUUACUUUUCCUCUUCUUUUGUUUCUUUCUUUUUGUUUUUUGUUACGCGAGAAAACGAUCAGUAGAUCGAGACGAUUAGUCGUACACACGAAUCACGUGCGCUGAUUGAAAGAGUAGUAUAUACAUAUUUGAAUCGUGCUGAUUGGCUUGGGGAUUUCUGUGCAUUUUGUUGAACGAACGACCGAUUAUUGUGUCUGGAGCUUUGCUUUUAAGGAGAAGCUUGCGGAGACUGUUUCUGCGUUUGCAGUUGUUGCACAUUUGUUUGUAUCUUUUUUAUUUUUUUUUGUCUAGUUUUUAGUCGAAAACGGUGAUGUUUUAGGAUUGCAAAUUUCCCUGCAUCUUCUUUCGUCAAUCCGGGGAAAUUUGAAGACAUGAAAAUACUCACAGUGUACAUACACGACAAUGUAUAAACGAACCCAAAGUAUAGCGAUCGUUGAAGUAUUUGGUCAAUGAAACGAUCUGUCGUGCAAUUUUUACAUUCAUGAAAAUAUGAAAAUCCGCAAUAACUAACAUUAGAAUAAUUUCCAAGUGUUGAAAUUAUAUUCUAUUUAUCUCCAAAACUUUUCAUUAAAAGGCAAAGCCCUCCUAGCGAAAGAAGCAAGUAUAACGCUACUUGGACUCUUAAUGUGCUUUGUCACAUAGAAGAGAUGUUAGAAACGUUAACGAUCCUCGACCAACGUCGCAUAAAUAUAUUUAUCGGGACCAUCCUGUUCACGAUCGGACAAUACGUUGAAAUUUCGUAUUCGUGGUCUCCGGACGCAUCACUGUGUUACCAAAGAACACUGAUUACUAUUAUUAAUAUUAUUAUUACUAUACGAUUACACGGUUUUAGCGCUAUAUUACACGACACGCGUUCAUUUCUUCUUCUCUUUGCUUUACUCACACCUCACGAUUCUUACGAUCGCGUUCUCACGCAGAUGUAAACGAGAGAAAGAGAAAGUUAAUAUUUGCGCGCCACUACCGAUAUCUUCCGCCAUCCAGAGAGAGAGAGACCCCUCUUGUCUCACACCAAUUUCACUUGCGCCUAUCAAUCGUUACUUACGUUUCGCUCUGUUAGUAUCGAUUGCGAUUUUUUUUUUUUUUUUUUUCUUCUUCAGCUACCAUCUCCUCCCGUCCCGAAACUGACGACUCGAAGAUGGAAAAGGGGGUGGCUUUCGAGAAGCGCUAGCUUAUUCAAUUUCGUCGUUUGUUUGUUUGUUUUUUUUUUUUCCUCUUUUUCUUUUUGUACAUAGUAUACAAAGAACGUCGUCGUAUUGGGGACGCGACGACCCGGAGAAAUCGAGAGAGAUCGGGAAGGGAACUGCGAGUUGCUUUUUAACGAGAUACGAAGAGAGAAUAUAUAUUAUUAUUAUUAUUA